UUGAGCUGAAAGCUCAACUCUUGGAUCUCUGCAGUCUUGAUGAAACAGAUUUGAGUUGAAAUGUCGUCUUCCAGGCCUAGCCAGUCUUCUAGCAAUUCAGCAAAAUCAAAACGCAGUGCUAGGAUCAUAGAACAGACAACCAUAGAUGCUAAGCUCCAUGCUGAGUUUGAGGAAUCAGGUGAUUUCUUUGAUUACUCGAGCUCAAUCCGAGCCACAGGCAUGAAAACCGAAAAGCAGAAACCAAGGUCUGACAAAGUAACCACAGCCUAUCUCCAUCAAAUCCAAAAAGCCAAAUUCAUCCAGCCAUUCGGCUGUUUGUUAGCUCUGGAUGAAAAAACAUUUAAAGUCAUAGCAUUCAGUGGAAAUGCUCCUGACAUGCUAACAAUGGUCAACCACACUGUUCCGAGCGUUGGGGACCAUUCGGUUCUCGGUAUCGGAACUGAUUUCAGAACCGUUUUUACUGGUCCGAGUGGAACUGCAUUGCAGAAGGCCUUGGGAUUUGGAGAGGUUGGUCUGUUGAAUCCCAUCUUAGUCCACUGCAAAACUUCCGGUAAGCCAUUUUAUGCAAUUAUCCAUAGGGUGACCGGUGGUCUGAUAGUUGACUUUGAGCCGGUGAAACGUUAUGAAGCACCAAUGACUGCUGCAGGAGCUCUGCAAUCAUACAAGCUUGCCGCAAAAGCCAUUGCGCGGUUGCAGUCCUUGCCAAAUGGCAGCAUGGCAAGACUGUGUGACACUAUGGUCCAAGAAGUGUUUGAGCUAACAGGGUAUGAUAGGGUGAUGGCUUAUAAGUUUCAUGAUGACGAUCACGGGGAGGUUGUUUCCGAGAUAGCCAAACCUGGGCUUGACCCUUAUUUGGGUCUGCAUUAUCCAGCAACCGAUAUCCCUCAAGCUGCACGGUUUCUUUUCAUGAAGAAUAAGGUCCGUAUGAUAUGUGAUUCCCAAGCAAAACUUGUGAGGGUGGUUCAAGAUGAGAAGCUAUCAUCUGAUUUAACACUGUGUGGGUCCACGCUUCGGGCACCCCACGCUUGCCAUUUACAGUACAUGGAGAACAUGAGCUGCAUAGCAUCUCUGGUAAUGGCAGUAGUGGUAAAUGAGGGUGACGAAGAAGGUGAGGAGGGGCAAAAGAGGAAAAGGCUAUGGGGGUUGGUGGUGUGUCAUAACACAACUCCGAGGUUUAUCCCUUUUCCACUUCGGUAUGCAUGCGAGUUUCUUUCCCAGGUGUUUUCCAUUCAUGUAAACAAGGAAAUAGAGUUGGAAAUGCAAAUUGUAGAGAAGAGCAUUUUACGCACCCAAACGCUCCUUUGUGACAUGAUGCUUAGGGACGCGGCAUUAGGGAUUGUGUCUCAGAGUCCCAAUAUGAUGGAUCUUGUGAAGUGUGACGGUGCUGUUCUGCUGUAUAAGAGUAAGAUACACAGAUUGGGAGUCACUCCUACUGAUUUCCAGUUAAACGAUAUUCUCUCUUGGCUUUCAGAGUACCAUAUGGACUCCACCGGCCUUAGCACGGAUAGCCUCUAUGAAGCCGGUUUCCCAGGGGCAGUUUAUCUUAGUGAUGCAAUAUGUGGGAUGGCUUCUGUCAGAUUAUCUGAAAAAGAUUGGCUUUUCUGGUUCCGGUCCCAAAAAGUGUGUGAAAUUUUCUGGGGCGGUGCAAAACAUGAACCGGGCGAGAAAGAUGGUGGGAAGAAAAUGCAUCCGAGAUCAUCAUUUAAAGCAUUUCUUGAAGUUGUUAAAAUGAGGAGUUUGCCUUGGAAGGACUAUGAGAUGGACGGCAUUCAUUCUUUGCAGCUAAUAAUGAGAAACGCUUUCUUCAAGGAGGAGGUGGAGGGUACGGAUGGGAAUGGGAUCCACACAAGACUUAGUGACCUGAUGAUUGAGGGGAUGGGGGAACUUGAAGCUUUGACGGAUGAGAUGGUUCGUCUCAUUGAGACGGCCACCGUGCCAAUCUUGGCUGUUGGCGUAGAUGGCCUGGUGAAUGGGUGGAACAAGAAAAUUGCCGAGUUGACCGGCUUAACGGUUGAUGGAGUGAUUGGGAAGGACUUGCUGACACUCGUGGAAGACUCUUCAGCUCAUGCAGUUGAAAAGAUGUUGAGUUUGGCAUUAGAGGGGAGAGAACAAAAUAACGUGCAAUUCGAGAUAAAAGCAUAUGGGAAAAUGUCAGAAUAUGGUCCGAUCAGCUUAAUUGUGAACACUUGUACUAGCAGGGAUGCUCAAGAAAAUGUGGUCGGUGUCUGUUUAAUAGCACAGGACAUAACCGGACAAAAGACAGUUAUGGACAAGUUCACACGGAUGGAAGGAGAUUACAAGUCCAUUAUCCAAAACCCUAACCCUUUGAUUCCGCCUAUAUUUGGAACAGAUGAAUUUGGUUGGUGUUCCGAGUGGAAUUCAGCAAUGACUAAGUUAUCUGGAUGGCGUCGUGAUGAGGUCAUCGACAAGAUGGUUUUGGGUGAGAUUUUCGGGACCCAGAAAGCCUUUUGUCUUCUCAAAAAUGAAGAGGCUUCUGUGAGACUGGGUGUUGUUCUGAACAAUGCUAUGACCGGUCACGAGUCCGAGAAGACCGUGUUUGGUUUCUUUAAGCGAAAUGGGAACUAUGUGGAGUGCUUGCUUUCCGUGAGCAAAAGAUUAGACGGAGAGGAUUCAGUCAAGGGGCUGUUUUGUUUUCUUCAGUUAGUGAGCCAUGAAUUGCAACAAGCCCUUCAUCUUCAAAAACUGUCCGAACAAGCUGCAGCGAAGAGGUUGCGAGUUUUAGCCUACUUAAGAAAGCAGGUCAAAAACCCUCUUUCUGGAAUUAUGUUCUCCCAAAAUAUGCUGGAGGGGACCGCUGAUUUGGGAAAAGACCAGAGGAACAUAUUGCAUAGCAGUGAUCAGUGUCUGCAACAGCUCAGUAGAGUUCUUGAUGACACGGAUCUUGACGGCAUCAUCGAGGGGUAUCUGGAUCUAGAGAUGGUUGAAUUUAAGGUAGAUGAAGUAUUACUUGCUUCAAUGAGUCAAGUGAUGACAAAGGUCAAUGGAAAGAGUUUAAGGAUAAUUAGUAACGUAGCUGAAACUAAUCUUGGUCAAACAUUAUAUGGAGAUAGUCUGAGGCUUCAACAAGUCCUUGCUGAAUUUUUGUCAGUAGCUGCAAAUUUCACCCCAACUGGAGGCCAUCUUGCACUCGCAUAUACUUUAACAAAAGAUUGUUUGGGAGAAUCAGUCCAGCUUGCUCAUCUGGAAUUCAGAAUAACACACACAGGGGGUGGGGUGCCCGAAGAGCUGCUAACCCAAAUGUUUGGUAGUGAGGUAGACACAUCGGAGGAGGGAAUAAGCCUUCUUGUAAGUAGAAAGCUGGUAAAACUUAUGAAUGGGGAUGUUCAGUACCUCAGGGAGGCAGGGCGUUCCACUUUUAUCAUAUCCGUCCAACUCGCAGUUGCUAUUCAACCCCGACCAUGAGAAACAAGCAGAUUGGUGUUUGAUAAUGGAACAGGCUUCUGCUUCACUUUUGUAUAUUUACUUCUUUUUUCUACUGUGUCGCUCAAUGGGUUUUUAAUGAACCAUUAGCAACUUUUGUAAUAUAUUUCACUAAUACAAAUUUUGCUAAAAAGCAUCACUGUCUCACCAUGAGAGGUCUCACAGAAGUUUACAUCCUUGGGUUUAUUUCUGAUGAAGUACCUGUAGGGAUGGAUCGGUGAGUUUUUUCCCGGAAUAAUGCUAAUUAAAUAAAUAAUUCC
Cuscuta europaea is the source of this 3701-nucleotide messenger RNA. The record is from the annotation of a GenBank genome assembly. NCBI's taxonomy places the organism in Eukaryota, Viridiplantae, Streptophyta, Magnoliopsida, Solanales, Convolvulaceae.